Molecule: messenger RNA, 931 nt
Organism: Paramecium pentaurelia
Lineage: Eukaryota; Ciliophora; Oligohymenophorea; Peniculida; Parameciidae
Source: the annotation of a GenBank genome assembly
AAUGACUGAGAAUACUACAACAACAAAUGUAAAUUGGGCAGAAAUAUCAGAUGAUGAAGAUUAAGUUUAACCUAUUGUUGAGAAAGCUCCAGAAUAAGAAAUUAAGCCAGCUGCUCAACCAUCCGAAUAAAAUAAGGAAUUCAAGAAAUAAACAAAAAAGCCUUAUCACAAAAAUAAUAAGCCAGAAUGGAUGAGAUUAAAGGAAUUGCAAAAGAAAUAAGCAGAAUAAAUACAAAAAGAGUAAUAAGCAGCAUUAGAGGCAAGAAGAAUUAAACCAAGUGUAAUAAUGAAUUGAUAUUCUUAGAAAAACAAUUUCUAAGGUUUGAUGUAUAAUAGUGAUGAUGAAAACGAAUAAUAGGAAUAAGAGGGAUAAAAACCUUAAGAGGAAGUUGUUACAGAAUAAACAUCAGAAUAGUAAACAGAGUAAAAAUAAGAAUAAGUAGACUAAUAUCAAAGUAAUAAUUUGUAUUUAAUUAUGAAGUAUUAAAAUAAAAACAACAAUAAGAAGAAAAAUAACAAUAACCAAAGAAAAAGGAAUAAAAAAAGAAAGAAACUGAAGAUUUAGAUGCAAUAUUAAAUGAAUUAGGAUUUACUUAAAAAGAAGAUGUUAAAGAUGAUGGUGCUUAAGAAAAGAAGAAAAAAAAGAAAAAUAAAAAUAAAGAAAUUACACCUGCAGAAAAAUAACCAGAAUAAACUUAGUAAUAACAAUAAUAAGUUUAAUAAUAAAGUGAAUAAACAACUAACAACAAUGAAAAAGUUGAUAUUAAAAAGGUUUUAGCAGAAAAGGCUAAAAAACAUCAAACUGGUACACAUUAAGUUGAUAAAGUAUAUUGAAUAUAAUAUUCUAGGAUUUAGAGAGAGUUAAAUCAGAAAUUGAAAAGAGAAACUAAAAGUCUAAAAAGAAUAAGAAAUAAGAUUUAGAUCUUUGAAA